CCCACACGGUGUCAACUUUCCCAGCACAAUGAACAAUCUCUGGCGUCACACCACCCCUGCAACCCGUGCCGCAUUGGGCUGCGAGUAAUGCAUAAGUAGUCCGCAGACCCGCCUUGAAAUAUGGGCAGCUUUCCCAAGCAUAUCAGCUUCAACAUCACAAUUACUUUUCUCCCUCAUAGCUAACGAGCUCACCGACCACACCGUCUCUGUCAGUUCCACAAUAUGUCUGCCUCUGCAAAUACCCAGAGUAAUACAGUUGUCUUCUCUAAAGAGGGAGAUCGUCCAUACGUGACACCUUACGUCCACAAACCAACAUUUCGCGUGGGAGAUCCGGUCUAUUUGCUUAACUCCGACGGAUCUCGUGAAGGACCGUACGAGAUUGCAUCAUUACCCUCUGCUGGAAAAUGUACUCUCAGCUCCGGAAGUGGCCAGCCCAUUAGAAACGGCGACGAGAUAGGGACUGACUGGGUGGAAUCUGCAUAACGAAAUAGUAUCUUGCACAAAUAAGAGUACGACUACUGGCGGC
Hyaloscypha bicolor E is the source of this 526-nucleotide messenger RNA. RefSeq lists its product as uncharacterized. The transcript has 3 exons. The record is from RefSeq and is a predicted model, not a curated record. The coding region runs from base 223 to 483 and encodes 86 amino acids. NCBI's taxonomy places the organism in Eukaryota, Fungi, Ascomycota, Leotiomycetes, Helotiales, Hyaloscyphaceae.